Messenger RNA from Trichoderma asperellum CBS 433.97, 2661 nucleotides. RefSeq lists its product as uncharacterized. Gene Ontology annotation, molecular function: zinc ion binding; ATP-dependent chromatin remodeler activity; nucleic acid binding. Lineage: Eukaryota; Fungi; Ascomycota; Sordariomycetes; Hypocreales; Hypocreaceae. Gene Ontology annotation, cellular component: nucleus. Gene Ontology annotation, biological process: DNA repair. The record is from RefSeq and is a predicted model, not a curated record.
AUGCCUCCUCGUCGCAAGCGCCCCGCCGCAGAGGCCACCGAUAUUAUCGAUCUCACUGGAGAUGCCAUCCAGCCCGCUCAUAAACGCCCUGCUUUAUCAUCCUCGCAAUCUGGUGUAUCAUCUGGUGCAACAAGUCGCCAGAGGACCGAGGCAAUUCCUUCGUCUUUCCAGCCGUCAACCCAAGACCCAGACUAUUUAGAUCUGACGCAAGAAGACGACACAUUUGACAGGGAGCUCUACGGUACUUUUGAUGGCAAAAUUGUGGGCGUGAGGUACUACAAUGGCUAUGCCUCUCCUGGUGAAGCUGUCUUAUGCCAGAGAGAGCCGAGAAAUCAGUACGACUCCAAUGCAAUUCGAAUAGACAACGUUCUCCAUCAGCAAAUAGGUCAUUUACCUCGCAAAAUCGUCGAGAAGCUGGCACACUAUAUUGACUCUGGAGAUAUUACUGUUGAAGGCCAAAUCAUAGGGGAGAAGUCCUAUUAUGAUUGUCCUAUUAGACUGUCGUUUUACGGUCCCAGCAACCCUGUAGAGCGUACCAGAAUCGAGAAUGCUCUAAAGGCAGAUAAAUUUGUCAAGGCUACCCAACUGAAACAAACCAGGAAAGCUGCCGAAGCUCAUAGAGUGGCGCUUGGGCUGCAUCAAACGAUUUCUACCGCCGGUUUUGGUUCAAGCCAGCAGCCAGGGGCACCUGAAGUAUCUCUGGAAGAACUCCUCAAGUCCAGCGAUGCGGUCGAAUUCCGCAAAGGGGGCGAUGCCAUCAAGACGCUGGCCAAGGGUGAAGAGGAACUGUCAAAGAUGCCGCAGGCUGAGCAACCUAAACAGCUGAAAUCUACGCUGCUGCCGUACCAACUACAGGGGUUGGCCUGGAUGCAAUCCAAAGAGGACCCGCAACUCCCACCAGUUGGAUCAGAUGCUGUCACUCAACUAUGGAAACGCGAUAGCAAGGGUCGAUACUGGAAUGUUGCGUCCGAUUUCAUCACCUCGAAAGCGCCAACGCUAUUUUCCGGCGGUAUUCUUGCUGAUGAUAUGGGCUUGGGAAAGACUCUCCAAAUCAUCAGCUUAAUUCUUGCGGGUGGCCCUGGCUCAACCCUGAUUGUUGCUCCGGUUAGCGUGAUGAGCAAUUGGGAGCAACAAAUUCGAAGACACGUUAAAGAGGAGCAUCAGCCAAAUAUCCUUGUAUAUCAUGGUGCUAGGAAAGUGGCUGGCAAAGACCUCUUGGGAUACGACGUUGUCAUCACUAGCUACGGCACGCUUGCCAAAGAGCUGGAUGAAGGUGGAAGCAAGACUCUACUGAGCCAAAAGAAGAAUUGGCGGCGAGUUGUGCUCGAUGAAGGACACACAAUAAGGAAUGUAAAGACAAAGGUGGCUCUGGCCGCAAGCGAGUUAAACGCCCAAUCUCGCUGGGUUCUGACUGGAACUCCCAUCGUCAAUUCUGUCAAAGAUCUCCAGUCCUUGGUAAAAUUCUUGCACAUCACCGGAGGCAUUGAGCAGCCCGAGAUAUUCAACACAACAAUCACUCGAAAGUUAAUGUCGGGUGAGCGCAGUGCAGAAGCAAUUCUGCAAUCGUUGAUGCAAGAUAUCUGCCUUAGGCGAAAGAAAGACAUGAAAUUUGUUGAUCUCAAGCUCCCCAAGAAGACUGAAUAUCUACACCGAAUCACAUUUCUCCCAGAAGAGAAGUCUAAAUACGAUGCUCUACUAUCUGAAGCCAAAGGUGUUUUGGAAGAAUACCAGGCUAAAUCACAAAAUGGUCAAAAGGGCCGUUUCCAAAACGUCUUGGAGCGUCUUUUGCGACUCCGGCAGUCCUGUAAUCACUGGACUCUCUGCAAAGCGCGGAUUGAUGAUUUGAUGCAAUUGCUCAAAGAUCAAGACGUCGUACCUUUGACUGAGAAAAAUCGAGCAUUGCUUCAACAAGCGCUUCGGUUGUAUAUUGAUAGCCAAGAGGAUUGUGCAAUCUGUUACGAUACACCUACUAACCCAGUGAUUACAAAUUGCCAGCACGUUUUCUGUCGGCACUGCAUUACUAAAGCAGUCCAGCUGCAAGGAAAAUGCCCAAUGUGUCGCAACCCGCUGACCGAGGACAAUUUCCUAGAGCCAGCUCCCGAAGGUACUUUCGAUAUAAAUCUUGAUACAGACACGCAGAGUUCAAAGACAGAGGCGAUGCUACAAAUCGUGCGGGCGACAUUGAAGAAUGAAGGAUCCAAGAUUGUCAUCUUUUCCCAGUGGACAUCAUUCCUCGACAUUGUGCAGAAGCAGCUCGAAAACGCAGGAUUGACGUACUGUAGAAUCGAUGGAAACAUGAGUGCAGAGAAGCGCGAUAAGGCAAUCGAUGCCCUCGACAACGAUUCUGAGACUCGAAUUAUGCUCGCCAGUCUGGCAGUCUGCAGUGUGGGACUCAACCUUGUUUCUGCGGACACAGUGAUCUUGUCUGAUAGCUGGUGGGCUCCAGCGAUUGAAGACCAAGCGGUUGAUCGAGUGCAUCGCCUUGGCCAAACACGCGAGACGAAGAUAUGGCGUCUCAUUAUGGAAGGGACCGUUGAAGAACGAGUGCUGGAUGUUCAACAAGAGAAGCGUGAUCUUGUCAACAAGGCAUUCCAAGAGAAGGGUUCCACGAAGAAAUCCAAAGACACUAGAAUGGGAGACGUACUGAAGCUACUUUCUUGA